AUGGCAGCGUGGGCGGCCCUGCUGCUGGGGGUGCUGCUGGCGACCCACCGCCCCGGGGGCGCAGCCCUCCUGGAAGCCAACGGCAACCUGAGCUGCCGCUGCGCCAAGACCACGGCCACCUUCAUCCACCCGUCCAAGUACGAGAGCGUCGAGGUCCGGCCGGUGGGGAGCAGCUGCCGGCGCCUCGAGGUGGUGAUUAAACUAAAAUCCCUUGAGAGGGUCUGCGUGGAUCCCAACGCCCUCUGGGUGAAGAAACUCCUGCAGGACCUCCCGAAGCUGAGGAAGAAAGCUGCUCCUCCCUGA
Messenger RNA from Cygnus atratus (black swan), 303 nucleotides. Its product is annotated as alveolar macrophage chemotactic factor-like. The record is from RefSeq and is a predicted model, not a curated record. Gene Ontology annotation, molecular function: CXCR chemokine receptor binding; chemokine activity. NCBI's taxonomy places the organism in Eukaryota, Metazoa, Chordata, Aves, Anseriformes, Anatidae. Gene Ontology annotation, biological process: inflammatory response; cellular response to lipopolysaccharide; antimicrobial humoral immune response mediated by antimicrobial peptide. Bases 1 to 303 code for a protein of 100 amino acids. The transcript is spliced from 4 exons. Gene Ontology annotation, cellular component: extracellular region.